Didymodactylos carnosus is the source of this 696-nucleotide messenger RNA. The record is from the annotation of a GenBank genome assembly. NCBI's taxonomy places the organism in Eukaryota, Metazoa, Rotifera, Eurotatoria, Philodinida, Philodinidae.
AAGGACACCCUGGGCUAUUAGUCUGUGAAAACAAAUCAGUACAAUCCUAUUGGAAAAUUUUUACACACGAGCUAAUUUUCCAAAGAUCUCCUAGAAAACCUGUUUCAGAAAGUUCUUCUGGGAAAAAUUUGAUUAUGAUAACAUGUCCUCAAAUCUCCUCCUUCGAAUGAUGAAAUGGGAGCUCUUUAGCUUUUUCCUAUGAAAAGUUAUUCAAAAAACAGUCGUAUACCAUUCUUUUUUUGGAUCGACAAUAGUUUCAUGAGUUGUACAAAACCAGAAAUAAUCUGAAAAGAUGAAUCGUUAAGCGACAGAUGAACACUUUGUAGAAGAAAGAGUCUCUCUAUAGCAUUAGAAUCUUUUGUUUCACAGGGACUCAGAUGCAUGUCAAUCACUAUUGGAUUCAUAACCGCUUUAUUUGUUUUAGGGCAAGAAUUAGGAGGCGAAUUUCCAAUUAAAGAUGUGAAUACAGGUGAAGGCGGUCUUCUACAAGUUUGUCUUGAAGGAAUAUGUCUCAUAUUUGAAAAUGAUAAAGAGUUCAUUGAAUUGCAAAAAAUUCGAAAAUGCACAACACAAAAAGGCGAUAUAUUUGUUCUAGAAGAAUUUGGUAAUGAUAAAGCGGUAUGGCUGAUAGAAUUUGUUAUGCUGUAUUAUGUGUCUUCUCCUAUUUGGCUGCUGGCAACGAUCAAUAAUGAUUAA